GAAAUUUCAGCCCAAAGCCAUUCCAGUCCUGUCUUCUGAAGGAAUACAGGAACGAUGGUGUUCUAGGCUAUAGGUGGCAACUGGAGGAGCUUCUUGUUCGUGUGCAAGAGGAAUCUGGCACAGAAGAAGAUGCUCCUCUUGGCAGUGCUGCUAACAAACCUACUGCUGGCCAUUGCAAUACCAGGACCAUCAGUUUCUUUGCUUCAGGAGUCAUCAGUUUCCCGUUGCAGCCUUUUUGGGAAUGAUCACAUCAAAACAUUUGAUGGUUCUUUCUACAAUUUUGCUGGGGACUGCAGCUACCUCCUUGCUGGGGACUGUCACAAGCACUCCUUCACACUCUUAGGUGACUACCGGGAUGGGGAGAAAACUGGUUUCUCUGUGUAUCUUGGAGAAUAUUUCAAUCUUCGCUUCUCCUUAGAUGGAGGUGUGAUGCAGGAAGACAAAAGGGUUUCUAUACCUUUUGCCUCCAAUGGCAUAUUUAUAGAGAAGGAGGCAGGUUAUUAUAAAAUAUCCAGCGAAGAGCAUGGCUUUGUGGUGAAGAUUGAUAUCAGUGGGAAUAUUCAGAUACUCCUUCAAGAAAAGCAUUAUAAUAUGACCUGUGGGUUGUGUGGCAACUCCAAUAAAUUUGCUGAAGAUGACUUCAGAACUCAGGAAGGGACCCUUGUGGGAAACAGUUACGAUUUUGCAAACUCCUGGGCUUUGCACAGUGAAAACAAGCGGUGCAAGAGAGUGCAGUCUCCAAGCAACACCUGCAAUAUUUCAUCUGAUAUUGCAGAGAAGGGCGUCAUGGAAACCUGCCAGCUGCUAAGAACAUCUUUGACCUUCUCCCGGUGCCACCAUCGAGUUGAUCCAGAACCGUAUAUUGAUCUCUGUGAAAGAGACAUCUGUGCCUGUACCCAGGGCAUGGACUGUCACUGCUCGGUCUUCCUUGAUUACGCAAGAAGCUGUGCUCACGAAGGAGUGAUUUUGGAUGGGUGGCCUGAAGAGAGCUCAUGCAGGCCAAGAUGUCCGGUUGGCAUGGAGUAUAAGGAAUGUGUAUCCCCUUGUGCCAAAACCUGCCAGAGCCUGAAUAUCAAUGAAGUGUGUCACGGACAAUGUGUUGAUGGCUGCAGCUGCCCUGAGGGGAAGCUCCUUGACGGUGAACACUGCAUUGAAAGCUCUGACUGUUCCUGCAUCCACUCUGGGAAACAUUAUCCUCCUGGCUUCACCAUCUCCCAGGACUGCAACUCAUGCAUCUGUCGACGUGGCACCUGGAUCUGCAGCAAUGGGGAAUGCCCAGGAGAAUGCUCUGUCACUGGCCAGUCCCAUUUCAAAAGCUUUGACAACAAGUAUUUCACCUUCAGUGGAAUUUGUCAGUACUUAUUUGCCAAGGACUGCGUGGAAAAUUCCUUUUCGGUGAUCAUCGAGACCGUGCAGUGUGCAGAUGAUCCUGAUGCUGUGUGCACUCGCUCAGCUUCCAUCCGAAUCCGGGAUAUGGACAACAGCCUCAUUAAAAUGAAACAUGGAGGAGGAAUUUCACUGAAUGGACAAGACGUACAGAUCCCCUUGCUACAAGGUGCCCUCCGUAUCCAGCGCAUGGUGAGGACUUCAGUUCGCCUUACCUAUGGGGAAGAUUUGCAGAUUGACUGGGAUGGUCAUGGUGAACUCCUAGUGAAGCUGUCUACAGUCUAUUCUGAAAGGAUGUGCGGGCUAUGUGGAAAUUACAAUGGUAACCAAGGGGAUGAUUUUCUUACACCUUCUGGCAUGGUCGAAGCUCUUCUGGAAGAUUUUGGAAAUUCCUGGAAGCUCAAUGCAGACUGCCAAGACUUGUCAAAACAAGACAGUGACCCCUGCAAUCUCAAUCCUCGUUUAGCCAAAUACGCUGAGGACUCCUGCUCAAUUCUGAUGUCUUCUGCAUUUGAACCCUGUCACCAUGAAGUCAGUCCCACUCCCUAUGUGAAGAACUGCCGCUUUGAUGUUUGCUCCUGCUCCAAUGGCAAGGAUUGUCUGUGCUCUGCUAUUGCUAAUUAUGCAGCAGCCUGUGCUAGGAAGAACGUCCUGGUCCAGUGGAGGGAACCUGACUUCUGCCCAAUGACCUGUCCUGAAGGCCAAGUGUACCGUCAGUGUGGGAUGCCGUGCAACCAGACCUGCAGAUCUCUGUCCUACCCAGAUGAGGACUGUGAAGAACUCUGCGUGGAAGGAUGCUACUGUCCCCCUGGGCAUUACCUGGACGAGCGUGAGCAGUGUGUACCAAAGUCCCACUGUUCUUGUUACUAUGAUGGUGAGAUCUUCCAGCCAGAGGAUGUCUUUUCAGAUCAUUUCACCAUGUGCUAUUGUGAAAAUGGUUUCAUGCACUGCAGUACAAACAGAGCUCCUGGUGCCUUCCUGACAGAUGUUUUUACUGAUGAGAGGCCAUCUGCCAGAAUAAAAAGGAGUUUGACAUGCAGAUCUCCCAUGGAAAGAUUUGUCUGUCCUGCAAACAACCCAAGAGCUGAAGGGUUGGAGUGUACCAAGACCUGCCAGAAUUAUGACUUAGAAUGCAUCAGCCAUGGCUGCAUAUCUGGAUGCCUCUGUCCAAAAGGGAUGGUGCGACAUGAAAACAGGUGUGUUGCUCCUGAGAGAUGCCCGUGUUUUCACAAUGGAAGAGAAUAUGCCAAGGGAGAGACAGUGACUAAUGACUGCAACACCUGUGUGUGCCGUGGUCGAAAGUGGGAAUGCACCAAAAAUACGUGUGGUGGCACCUGCACCGUUAUUGGUACAGCUCAUUAUUUGACAUUUGAUGGAUUGAAAUACAAGUUUCCAGGAAACUGUCAAUAUGUAUUAGUUCAGGAUUUCUGCAAGGACGACCCUGGGACAUUCCGGAUACUAAUUUCAAAUGAAGGCUGUGGCUUCACUGGAGAAAAGUGCACCAAAAGGGUUAUCAUUCUGUAUGAAAGUGGCGAAAUAGAGUUGUUUAAUGGAAACGUAAACAUCAAGGUACCUCCUAAAGAUGGCAAUGAUUUAGAAGUCAUGAGGUCUGGCCGUUAUUACAUAAUUUUCCUGGGCAAAAGCAUCAGUGUGACCUGGGAUCUGGCCAUGGGAGUCUCAGUUAUCUUAAACGGCAAUUUCAAAGAUCAAGUGUGUGGUCUGUGUGGAAAUUUUGAUGGAAUCCAAAACAAUGAUUUGACCAGCAGCAAUGAACAUCUUGAAGUAGAUCCAGUUGACUUUGGGAAUUCUUGGAAAGUUAAUCCAUACUGUGCUGAUGUUGAAAAGCCCAACCGGGAACAGACCUUGAUUUCUCCGCUGUGUAAUGGAAAUGUAGUGAAGCAGAUGAUGGUAGAAACAUCAUGCAGUAUUUUGUCUGGGGAUGUCUUUGAAGAAUGCAAAAAGCUUGUGAACCCUGAGCCCUACAUAGAUAUUUGCAUGUAUGACACUUGUGCUUGUGAAUCUAUUGGGGACUGUGCUUGCUUCUGUGACGCUAUAGCAGCCUAUGCACACGUCUGUGCACAAAAAGGUGUUGCUGUUCACUGGAGGUCACCAGCUCUGUGCCCACAAAGCUGUGAGGACCUGAAUAAACAAGAACUGGAUUAUCGAUGUGAGUGGCGAUAUAAUAGCUGUGGACCUGCUUGUCCCAUAACGUGCCAGCACCCACAGCCUUUGGAGUGCCCUCUGCGGUGUGUGGAAGGAUGCCAUGUACACUGUCCUGCAGGGAAAAUUCUUGAUGAACUGUCCCUGGAUUGUGUCAGCUCAGAAGACUGUCCUGUGUGUGCAGUUGGAGAUGUCAAGAUUCCGCAUGGAAGGAGAAUAGUUUUGAACAGAGAUGAUCCACAGAGCUGUCAAUCUUGCCUGUGUGAAGGGAAGAACUUAACCUGUGUAGCCUGUGAACCAGUGGAAGACACCCUAACACCGACAACGCCUGUUCCAGAGGAGGACAUUGAACUAACACCCAGUGAAUACUCAUGCAGCAAGAUGAUGGACUUAGCCUUCCUAAUGGAUGGCUCCAAUAAACUGUCAGAGGAGGACUUUGAACAGCUAAAGACUUUCAUAACUGGCAUGAUGAAGAAACUCCACAUCUCUCAGAAGAAAAUCCGAGUGUCAAUUCUGGUGUACAGGGCUGGCCCCACAAUCUAUCUUGGCCUUAAAGAUAUCAAAACACAGUCCCAGAUGAGAAAAAUUGUCCAAAGCAUAAAAUACACAGGUGAUGAAGUAGCAUCUGCCGCUGAAGUCCUUAAAUACACUGUGUUUCAUGUGUUUGGAAAAGCAGAAAGGACCAAUGCUGCCAGAAUUGCAGUGCUAUUUAUAGCAAGCAAAUCUCCAGGAAAACUCCGUAGCAUCCUCACAGCUUUGAAGAAUAAAAAAAUCACAGUAAUGCCUGUGGGGAUUGGACCUUACGUUAAUGUGGAGCAAAUCAGGUUCAUUGAAAAGCAGUCACCAGACAAUAAAGCCUUUCUAAUGAACAACGUGUUAGAGCUAAUGGAUAAUAGGGAUCUCCUCAUUGAUCAUCUGUGUGAUCUUGGACCUGAAGAAGGUCCUCUGAUAGAAGCUACAUCCACUCCAACAAUAUCCAGUGUCUUAUUUCCCUCUGUGGGUCUCACAGCACCACCACCCAUUUCAGAAAAACCCACCAGCAAAAGGCUGGACAUUGCUUUUAUUGUGGAAGGAUCCGACAAUGUUGGGGAGGAAAACUUCAAUAUCAUCAAAAAGUUCCUUGAGAGGGUGAUCACAGGAAUGAAUGUAGGACAGGAAGACAUUCAUGUUACAGUCAUGCAGUAUUCAGAGACUGUCAGUCUGGAGUAUUCCUUUAGGGAAAUACAGUCAAAGGAGAGUAUUAUUGAGAAGGUGAGGAACAUACCCUACCAAGGAGGGAAGGCUACCAACACUGGAAGUGCCCUCGAUUAUAUUUCCAAACACACGUUUACACCAGUGAAUGGGGGCAGGCAAGAUGUUCCUCACUUGGUAUAUAUGGUGUCAUCCAGCCCUUCCACUGAUGUUAUCACACGACCUCCCAGGAGCAUAAAUGUUAUUCCCAUAGGCAUAACCCCCAGUGCAAAUAUUGAAGAGCUCAGAAGGAUCAGUCAGCCUAAUCACCCAAUAAUCUUGCACAGUUAUAGCACACUAAUUGAAGAAGCACCUGAAUUAGUGCUGCAGUCAUGCUGUUCUCAUAAACUUUGGACAGAAAUUCCAGAGCUGUGCAACAAACCAAUGGAUGUUAUGUUUCUUCUGGAUGGAAGUUCCAAUAUUGGAGCAUCAGAGUUUGAGGAAAUGAAAAACUUUGUACAGGCAUUCAUUAGAAGUGUUGAGAUCAGCAAUACUUCAAUUCAUGUGUCAGUUCUCCAGUAUGCCAGGGAAAAUAAUCUAGAAAUUUCAUGGAAUAUGCCUCAAGAGACUGAAAACCUUGUAGAGAUGGUGCACUCAAUUCAACAAAGGGAGCAAGGUCCUACCAGACUCGGAAAAGCCAUUGAUUUUGUAGUUCAGAAUGCAAUGUCGGAAUCCCAUGGGGGGAGACCCAGUGCAUCAAAGGUCGCAAUAGUUAUCGUGUCGGGGAGAUCAGAAGACACUGUGGAGGCUGCUGCACUUUCUGCAAGAACGAACAGGGUAUCCCUGUUUCCAAUUGGGGUUGGGAACACAUAUGAUGAAGAGCAACUGAGGACUUUGACUGGGCCAUCAGCUGCUAACAGAAUCAUGAAGCUUCAGAAUUUUGAAGACUUAUCCACUAUGAUCACAUUGAAUAGUGAAUUUAUCAAAAAAGUCUGCAUGGACCCUGUCAGAGAAUGUAUAGAUGAGGAUGGAAACAAAAAGAAACCUGGUGACAAAUGGACAUUACCGGACCAGUGCCACACUGUGACAUGCUUUCCAGGAGAUUACACAGUUCUGGAGAGUCACCAAAUUAACUGUGAGAGGAUGCCAAAACCGGUAUGUCACAGCAAUCUUCCUGCUGUUAAGAUUGAAGAAACUUGUGGCUGCCGAUGGAUGUGUCCAUGUGUCUGUAUAGGCAGUUCAUCUCGACAUAUUGUGACUUUUGAUGGGCUAAAUUUUAAGCUGACUGGCAAUUGCUCCUACACAUUGUUUCGAGAUGUGCAAAAUGAUGUUGAAGUUCUCCUCCAUGAAGGACCGUGCAGACCAACACCAAAGAUGAACUGUAUGGACUCCAUUGAAGUGAAACAUCGUGGUGUAUCUGUUCAGCUCUUCAGUGACAUGGCAGUGGCUGUUAAUGGUGAAAGGGUUCAUAUUCCCUAUUCUAGCAGUUUGUUUGAAGUCACUGUCUAUGGAGCAAUAAUGCACGAACUCAAGUUCUCCCAUUAUGGACAUAAUCUCACAUUUACUCCAAGAAACAAUGAAUUUAUUCUUAAACUUAAUUCAAAGAGCUUUUCCUCAGGAACACGAGGGCUAUGUGGGGUGUGUGACCAGAACCACAUCAAUGACUUCACGUUACGUGAUGGCUCUGUCACUCCUGACAGCAGCGUGUUUAUCCAAGACUGGAUGGUGGAAGAACCAGGGAAGAUCUGUGAAAUCCAGAGAGAAGACAGAUGCUCUGAGUACACAACAAGCCACUGCCACCUUCUGCUCUCAGAUCUGUUUGCAGAGUGCCACAGGGUAAUCUCCCCCAACAUGUUCUACGAGGCCUGCGCAGAAAGCAGCUGCUAUGAGGACGAAGCCUGUGAGAUGAUAACUUCCUAUGCUCACAUCUGCAGGGAAAAUGGAGUCUGCAUAGACUGGAGAACACCUGAAUUUUGUCCAAUGAAAUGUCCCACAUAUUUGACAUACGAUCACUGUCACAAAGCCUGCAUAAAGCACUGUGAGAAUAGUACCAAACUCAGUGUCUGCAAGGAUUAUCCCACAGAAGGCUGUUUCUGUCCAGACAGACAGGUGAUUUUUAAUGACAGCUGUGUUGAUGAAGAAGUCUGCACACAAUGCGUCAGUGAAGAUGGCACAUACCAUCAGCACAUGGAAACAUGGAUUCCUGCUAAUGAGCCUUGCAAGAUCUGCACGUGUCUUGAUAACAAGAAAAUAAACUGCACCGUCCGACCUUGCCCUACUGUGAAACCUGUUCAAUGUGGUCCCUGUGAAGUCCCUCGCCUGCGCAGGGACCCUGGCCAGUGCUGCCCCAAUUAUGAGUGUGUCUGUGAUCUGGUUUCCUGUGAUUUGCCUCCUGCCCCCACCUGUGAGUUUGGCUUGCAGCUUGCUCUGACCAACCCUGGAGAAUGCAGACCAAAUUACACAUGUGCAUGUAACAGAGAAGCAUGCAGCUUAGUUCAAAGACCUUCCUGCCCACCACAUCGAGAGCUGACUGUUAAGAAGACUGAGUGCUGCGAUAAAUAUGAGUGUACCUGCAGCUGCACUAACUCAACAGUGAGCUGCCCUCUGGGGUAUCUAUCCAGAUCUGUCACCAAUGACUGCGGCUGCAUAUCUACCACCUGUGCUCCAGGCAUGGUGUGUGUGCACAAAAACAUAGUCUACCCCAUUGGGACAACCUGGGAAGAUGGUUGCAGGGAAUGCUCUUGCACUAGUAUGAAGGAUGAUGUUACGGGACUUCGGAUGAUGGAGUGUCAUGACAAAGCAUGUCACACAUUCUGCGCUCGGGGAUACAAGUAUACCGUCCAAGAGGGGGAGUGCUGUGGGAGAUGCCAGAAGACUGCCUGUGAGGAGCAACUAUUCUGGUCUUGGGGUGAUGCAGAUCCUCGUUUGCAUGAGGUUGGCACAGAGUGGCGAUCCCCCUUCAAUCAUUGCAUUAUCAAUGAGUGCGUCCAGGUGAACAAUGAGGUUUUUGUGCAGCAAAAGAAUGUUUCUUGCUCUCAAAUGGAUGUGCCUGACUGUCCAGAGGGAACUGAACUACGCUGUGACCAAAUAAUAGACUGCUGUACUUCUUGCAGAUGUGUACCUCUGAAUGGUUGUCAUGUGAACGGCACUGUUAUUGCGCCAUGGAGACAUCUGAUGAUGGAUCAAUGCACAACAUGUCUCUGCUCCCUCCAGUCAACAACUUCUCGAAGAUAUACUCUGACAUGUACAAAAUUAAGCUGUGAACCAUGCCCAACAAAUACCAGAAGGCAGGAAAUCCCUGGCUCUUGCUGUGGAAAAUGUGUGCAAACUUCAUGUGCCAUCAGGCUGAGAGAUGGAAGGCUUAAAUACCUUCAGCCAAAUGAAUCACUUCAGGAUGGCUGUGAUAAUCACUCCUGUAACAUAAAUGAGAAAGGGGAAUUUAUCUGGGAAAGGAGAAUCACUAUCUGUCCUCCAUUUGAUUCCAGAAGAUGUUUGGCUGAAGGAGGCAGAAUUGCAAAAGUUGGCAAUACCUGCUGUGACACAUGUGUGAAAUUGGAAUGUCGACCAGUAAGUACCAGGCUGCAGUAUUCAAAUAUCAACGGAUGUGUGGCUGAAAAGGAAGUGCCUAUUUCUCAUUGCGAGGGGAAGUGCAGAAGCAACACCAGAUACUCAGUUCAGACAGGGAAAUGGGAAGACCUGUGCAGCUGCUGUACAGCCACUCAAACGACGACAGUCACAAUCCCUCUCCGGUGUGCCAAUGGGACGGUGGUGCAGCAUUACAUCCCUUCUGCCUCUCAGUGUGAAUGCUAUUCUCGGAAGUGUACAGACUGAAUAUUUCCAAAAAACGCAGUUGUGUAAUCUUAAGUUUUGUGAUGAGGGAGCAAGCCUCAUUUUCUCUCUGUAGACCAUUUUAUCCAGUAGAAUCCUGACUAACUAAUUGUAUCAGCAUAGCAAACAGUAAAACUUACUAGCACAACA
Phalacrocorax carbo (great cormorant) is the source of this 8694-nucleotide messenger RNA. Lineage: Eukaryota; Metazoa; Chordata; Aves; Suliformes; Phalacrocoracidae. The record is from RefSeq and is a predicted model, not a curated record.